Molecule: messenger RNA, 561 nt
Organism: Arabidopsis thaliana (thale cress)
Lineage: Eukaryota; Viridiplantae; Streptophyta; Magnoliopsida; Brassicales; Brassicaceae
Product: alpha/beta-Hydrolases superfamily protein
Exons: 5
Coding region: 1-561 (186 amino acids)
Molecular function (GO): hydrolase activity
Source: RefSeq, marked reviewed
AUGUUUCUUGCAUACUUUUCAAAGUUGUUGGACUAUAUUCUCUCCUAUAUUUAUUACGUGGAACUGAUUAAUGAAUCUGCGUAUGUUAAACUUUUUACAGCUCGUAGAAAUGUAGGGGGUAUUAAAUUUGAAGACGUUCAAUCUUUUGGACCCAUAGGAACUCAUAAGGCCACUAUAGUCUGGCUGCAUGAUAUCGGCGAGACAAGCGCAAAUUCGGUUCGAUUUGCGAGACAGUUGGGUCUUCGAAAUAUUAAGUGGAUUUGUCCAACUGCUCCUAGACGCCCCGUUACUAUCUUAGGUGGAAUGGAAACCAAUGCAUGGUUCGAUAUUGCAGAAAUUUCUGAAAACAUGCAAGAUGAUGAGGUGUCAUUACAUCAUGCAGCUUUAUCUAUUGCUAACCUUUUUUCUGAUCAUGCUUCCCCAAAUAUAGGAGGUAUGGGCAUGGGUGCAGCGCAAGCUCUCUACCUUGCGAGUAAGAGUUGCUAUGACACUAAUCAACGGCUUCAAAUAAAGCCACGAGUUGUUAUAGGGCUUAAAGGAUGGCUUCCUGGCUGGAGGUAG